GCCUGGAUCGAGGUGGCGUCUCGUCGCUACGGUUCUCUCUCUGUGUUCCUGAGAAAGUGUGUGUGAGCUCCAGCACUACUGAUCCAUCAUCUGUGUUUGGAUAAACCUCUGAAUGGACUGUGUGCUCUUUUUUUUGGAGCGUUUACCUCGGACUAUAGGAGCUAGCUUAGCAUGCUAGCUGGAAACACGUUAGCAACACUAGUCAGAUUGAGAGUUUGAUGGAAAAGGUGUGUUUAACGGAGUUUGCAGGAAAAGGUGAUCUAGUAAACAUGAGUAAAGUCCAAAUGCUGCAGUCGUCGAAGAAGCAGCGACUCACUGCUGAAGAGAUAUUUACUCUGUUUGAAAAAACGAUAGCAGAGCUUGAGGAGGAGCUGUCUCUUUCCAAAGAGGAGAACAAGAGACUCCAGGAACUACUGGACGCUGUUUUACAGCCUCAGCUUCGGAUACACAGAGCAGACCUACCGAAGGUUAACAUCAGUGAUGUACAUCGGCUGGUACAAGCGGCAAGCUCAGCCCCGAGGAGCAAAAGAGAAAAGGGGUUCAAGAUGUACAUAUCCAGUUACAUCGACAAGUAUGAAGAUUGUCUUUGAGAACUGCUCACCCGUGGAGAUUGCAGUGGCAAAGUGUUCCUGUGUAGCUGGAACAGCACUCUGCAACCACAAUGUUGCACUGCUGUUCCAGACCGCACACUACUCCACACUCAACCUGGCUGCUGUACCCCCUGUCCUCAGCUGCACUGAAACAGAGCAGCGAUGGCACAAGCCAAGAACCAUGGGUGUGAAACCAGGCAGAGUGAGUGACAUGGUGUUCAUUUCCACUAAGCCAAAGCAGUUUACAGUUGCUGACGGUGUAAGGAGUACACGUUACAAGGCCGUGCGGGGGGAGCUGCCAGACCCAGAUGUCCUCAAAGUCAGUGAGGUAUACAAGGACUUCUCAGCAGACAUCACACCACUGAUCACCACCAUGGCUAUAAGUGUGGACGUGCCACUGGUUAACUCCACCUUUGGAAAAGUUCAGGAAGGUAGCCCUAUCUCAUACCAGCAUCCGCUACCUCUUAGCCGGGUUAUAGUGCGUCACCCAGAUGCCCCUCCACCACCACCUCUACCUGUGGAUGGCUAUAGGCUGGAGCCUACCACCUGUGAGUUUGUGUGCAGUCACCAACAGCACCUCCAUCUACUCUCACUUGCGACAACAUUGCUCAUGGCAAGGAAAAUCGAGGUGGCCACAAGGGAGCAGAGCGACAGUGUGGAAUGGCACCGUGUUAGGAGGCCAAGAAUAACUUCUUCCCGUUUCAGGGAAGUAUGCCAUGUUCGAGGUCAGAGUUCGGCUGAAAACUUGGCACAACGGAUUCGGAAGGGAGUGGCGCAAACGGCGUCAAUGAAGAGGGGACUGGCACUGGAACCGGUUGCCAUCCAGGAAUACUACCGGAUUAAAAACACCAAUUACUGGCCGUGCGGGUUUGUCAUUCACCCAGAUGCCCCCUGGUUAGGGUCAUCUCCUGACGGUCUGGUGUUUGACCCAACUGAGAGCCCACCUUUUGGACUUGUUGAAAUAAAAUGCCCAAAUGCAAAAAGUUAUGUGGACUGUAGCUACUUAAAAAUGCAAAGUGGCACAUUAAAACUGAAGCAGUCUCAUAGCUACUAUUGGCAGGUGCAAGGCCAGCUCCUACUCACAGGGAUGGAGUGGUGCGAUUUCGUCGUUUUUGCAGAGGAGGAUAUCCUUAUACAGCGUAUCUGCAGAGACUGCGAGGUGGCUACAACCAUUAGGGAGAAGGGAGAUUAUUUUUAUAUUUUUUUGUAUAUGGACUGAUAUGCACUACACUACAUUAGUGUACCACACUACAUCACACUACAUUACUGAUCUAACAUGAAUAUUUUCCUGUAUAUAGUUCUUUCAAUUGCUAAAUCCAGAACCAAGUGUGUUCUAUAAGUCAAAAAGAUCCUUUAGUCAAAGGACCUAUGUGAGGAAGAAAGGGGUGUUUAUUGGCAGACAUUUAAUGUCAUAUGACGUUAUUCAUUAACAAAAGUUGUGGAUGCUAACUAACUUAUCUUGCAUUGAUCUGUUCAUCUGCUACAUAAACUAGCAUUACUUAAAUAUGCAGAGACUAAUUGAAAUGUUUAAAUAUGUAUUUUCUUCCCCCGAUAUAACAUCAACCUAUGUUUUGUAAAAGUGUAUUAAAUGAAUCUGUAAAAUGUUA
Molecule: messenger RNA, 2197 nt
Organism: Trematomus bernacchii (emerald rockcod)
Lineage: Eukaryota; Metazoa; Chordata; Actinopteri; Perciformes; Nototheniidae
Exons: 5
Coding region: 481-1809 (442 amino acids)
Molecular function (GO): zinc ion binding
Source: RefSeq, a predicted model, not a curated record